AUAGCGUGAAUGUAUUUCUGUCCACGUUGGCCAAGCCGGAGUUCAGAUCGGUAACGCGUGCUGGGAGUUGUACUGUUUGGAACAUGGAAUUCAGCCUGAUGGCCAAAUGCCUAGCGACAAAACCAUCGGCGGAGGAGACGACUCCUUCAACACUUUUUUCAGCGAAACAGGAGCAGGGAAACACGUUCCUCGUGCUGUGUUCAUCGACUUAGAACCAACCGUUGUCGGUAAGAUCAGUCAAACCUGUCCUUUUCAAAAUUAAUUGUUUUUUUGUGACAUAAACACAAAAUUUUAUAUUGCCUCAUCAGCGACUUACAUCGUUACUAAACUUUCCGCAAUGUAAUCGAGGAGUGUGCUCUUGACAUCGCGUAACUCGAGGGGAUAUUUUUAGAAUUGUUUAAUUUUGUCCUUGAAGACAUUUUGGUUCAAAUCGGAUGUUUGAAUUUAAGUUAAAUCCACCUCUUAUGUUCCGUUUGAACCUGGGCAUUAUUCUUAUUGCGACUUAAUGUGGUAAAAUUGAUCUUCUUCAGGGCACUUUACGAGUUAACUUUGUUGCUUCACAAACAGAUCUCACGACACUUUAGGCUACGGGGAAACUUAGGACAAAAACAUAGAAAUACAGACCUACUAUCGCGAAAAAUAAAACAAACUAAACAGGCAAAGAAUUGAAUUCUUGGAAAUGUGCAUCCAAUUUGAAAUUUUUAGAACGAAUUUCCAUAUUUUAAUUACAAAUAACUGGAUUCGAUAAAUAUGAUUAGAGGCUAACUAAAAUUUCAUGUUUAAGAUGAGGUUCGCACUGGUACCUACAGACAGCUGUUUCACCCUGAACAGUUGAUCACUGGCAAAGAAGAUGCUGCCAAUAACUACGCUCGUGGUCACUACACUGUCGGGAAAGAAAUAAUUGAUCUUGUUCUGGACAGGAUCAGAAAACUGGUUAGCUCCCCUUAAUAUGCUAGUUACAUUUGCUUUCUUUACACUACUAAUUGACUCUAGUGUGAUCUCUCAUAUCGGAAGCUUAAACCUUUGUUUUGAAUUUCUUCUCAGGCUGAUCAGUGUACUGGUUUGCAAGGUUUCCUUAUUUUCCAUUCCUUUGGUGGUGGUACUGGCUCUGGAUUUACUUCUCUGCUCAUGGAGCGUCUGUCAGUUGACUAUGGCAAGAAAUCCAAGCUGGAAUUUGCAAUCUACCCUGCACCACAGAUUGCUACAGCUGUUGUAGAGCCCUACAACUCCAUCCUGACAACUCACACCACUUUGGAGCACUCUGACUGUGCCUUCAUGGUUGACAAUGAAGCCAUCUAUGACAUCUGUCGCCGCAACCUGGAUAUUGAGAGACCCACUUACACCAACCUGAACAGACUGAUUGGUCAGAUUGUGUCAUCAAUCACUGCUUCACUGCGCUUUGAUGGUGCCUUGAAUGUUGAUUUGACAGAGUUUCAGGUAUUUAUUAGAUGAAGAGUACUUUUUAAACUUGGUGAAUCAGCAUACUUCUGAUGCAAGUUGACGAAUUUUUUCCAGUAGAUAACCAGUUUGCUCUUGUGUUUGUAGACCAACUUGGUACCAUACCCCCGUAUCCACUUUCCUCUGGCCACCUAUGCCCCAGUGAUCUCAGCAGAGAAAGCUUAUCAUGAGCAGUUGAGUGUUGCUGAAAUCACCAAUGCCUGCUUUGAGCCAGCUAAUCAGAUGGUUAAAUGUGACCCACGUCAUGGGAAAUACAUGGCCUGUUGUUUGCUGUACCGUGGUGAUGUGGUACCAAAAGAUGUAAAUGCUGCUAUUGCAACAAUCAAGACCAAGAGGACCAUUCAGUUUGUGGACUGGUGUCCAACUGGCUUCAAGGUUUGUGUUUGAGUUGUUUAAAAUUUCAAGGAAGGAUCAUCAUAUUUUACCUGAGUCAACUACAGAAAGUCUCACGUAGCUUUUUUUCCAAGGGAAACUGCUUCUAAUGGUGAUUUUAUUAAUACUGUAAUUCCUAUGCCCUAUGGCAGGCUGUCCUGGUAAAAUAAUUGUUGUUUAUUGUGAGAAAUUCCCUUUUUAACCCUGUGGAGAGUCACUAUAGUUUGAAGUAGGGGACUUAUUUUCAUGUUCAUAUCCUUAAAAAACUUCAACUGGUCAUUAUUUAUGUGUAUAGAAAAGGUAAGAAGCCCAAAAACUUUUUUGUUGAAGGGGGUUGGAGUAUACAAUGGUACAAAACACAUACUUGUGGAAAGUAUGGCUGGUGGAAUGGGUCUAAAGAGUUGUGCCAAAUUGAAUGGCUCACUUUUGACCCUUUAACUCCCUGAAGUGAUCAACCUGAGACUUCUCCCUAUAUUAUCCUUGCAUUAUCCAGCAAACAGGUAUUGAGAAUAUUCAAACUUAUCAAGUAAAAGUUGUUGACUUGAUCUGACACAAAAUUCUCCUAAAUUAAUUUAUAGGGAAGUGGGUUGCUGGUAGAAGGAAGAAUUAACAAUCAGAUCUUGGGAGUUAAAGGGUUAAAUGGUGCACUAAAUUGAAAGACUCACUCUUGAAUGGCUCACCAGAUUGAAUAGCUCAUUCUUGAAUGGCUCAUCAGAUUUAAUAGCUCACUGUUGAAUGGCUCAUCAAAUUCCAUGGCUCACUGUUGAAUGGCUCACCAGAUUGAAGAGCUCACUAUUGAAUGGCUCACACUUCGCAACACUCCACCAAUCUCGCCUGCAAGAGGCUGGCAUCAAGUAUACACCACGCUUUCUGCCCAGCAUUCAGUGAGCUGUGAGCCAUUCAAUAAUGAGCCAUCCAAUUUGGUAGAGAGUGACUUGGUAGUGAGCUAUUCAAAUUGGUGAGCAAUUUAAUAUCAAGCCAUUCAAUUUGGCACUACUAAUUUUUAUACAAUCCACUCGCCAUUGGAAAUUUGUUUGUAAAUAUGUGGGUGUAAGUCUUUCCAGUCAGAAUUCAAUGAAAACCCUUGUAUGCAGAAAAGAUAACCCUGCUAACAUUAAAUUUUGAAUUGCUUUUUUAGGUUGGCAUCAACUAUCAGCCUCCUACAGUUGUUCCUGGUGGUGACCUGGCCAAAGUUCAGCGUGCUGUCUGUAUGUUGAGUAACACCACAGCUAUUGCAGAGGCCUGGGCACGUUUAGAUCAUAAGUUUGAUCUGAUGUAUGCCAAACGUGCGUUUGUCCACUGGUAUGUGGGUGAGGGUAUGGAGGAAGGAGAGUUCUCUGAGGCUCGUGAAGAUUUGGCUGCAUUGGAGAAGGACUAUGAGGAAGUUGGAGUGGAUUCUGUUGAUGCAGAAGGGGAGGAAGAAGGAGAUGAAUAUUAGUCAUUUUUCAUCUCAGUAAAAAGGACAAAAACUAAAAAACUUUUUAGGACUUUCAUUGUAUAUUUUAUGAUCUUUAAAAUACACUUUGACUUGCCCUCCUUAGCACCCUGUCCCUAGUUGUUGUGUCAUAUAUGGAUUAUUUUCAACUGUUUUAAUGAUGGCCUAGUUCCGGACAUCAUCUUGUCUUCCUCUGAAUUAUAGAAGUGUCAUUCAAAAGAUAAACAAAGAAAAAUCGUGCCAGGAAAGAAAUAGAGGAAAGUGAAUGACUCAGAGAACCAAACAAUUGCACAAGGCGGAAAGAAUCUUUGAAAGCAGCGCGCGCGCGCGAGCGAGACGUCACGCGUGUAAAAAAACAUUGGAGGGCCUUGUCCAGAGUUCCUGCCGAAAAUAGUAUUCGAGCAGUUCCCUAGAUGGACAGAUCCCUUUUUUUUUGUGUUGUGCAUCACAUAUAAAUGAAUCAAAGAAACCUACGACCAACUUAUGGAUAAAGUAAUCCUGAAAUGACACAUGUUUGUCAACUUUUUACAGUGGUCCAGUAGCAUGUAAAGUUGCUCUCUCCUCCAGAGCUAAUGCGCUUGCUUUGCUGCACCCACAUUACGUGCAACAUUACAAUGCAUCACGUUAAGGACUUUUUGCACGUUCCAGCGAACAUACAUAUCGGAAGCUCACUCGCUAAUAUUAAAACCUAAAGUGAUUCAAUCCUCUCCAUAUAGCAAAUGUCGGAGGAGUGUUAUUAUGGAAAAUUUUGCUCACUUUCCGAUCGACCAUAAGUCCUUUUAAAUGGCCAUGUCUAUAACACGAAAAACCAAAAUUUGCUUCGGUGUGCUCUUGGUUACUCCAAAUCUUUCUGGAGAUGUGUUACAUAACAGGAGAAGAUAAAUUAUUUUUAUCAAAACUUGCGUUGUAAAAUCAAAGAUGCUGAAAGAAAUCCAUAAAAGGCCUAGGGUUUUUUCGGUAUUACUUUGUAACUUUGCUCCAGAGAUAUUUAGAAUGUUGGUAACGAUCCAACUCCGCAGAAUAAUAAAGAUAUACCUCGGGCAGUCUACAAAAUCAGUACGAAAGAAAAUCCUGCGUUUAUCAUAUUUCUGUUAAAAAAAUAAAUCAAAUUUAGACGCUGCGAUUCAAAUCUUUCUUUGCCUGCGCGAUCCAAUUUCCUCGGUAUUUCCAGUCCAUUGUCACGUUUCGCCGCACAGUCGCUCAAUAAAUAUUUGCGUUUUAAAACGAUGAUAUUUGUUUACUAGUUUUUCUCCCUCCUACAUCUCUUAACAAACCCAAACCUCUAAAGUUUUCUGCCUCGGGAGAUACGCAUUUUAGGAACUUGUCAUUAUCAGGCCUGUGCGGAAAGAUCAAAGCCCCCCACCCCUCCAAACUGUGUAAAUAGCAAGCGAACCCUUUUCUUUAUUCAAUAGUUAUGAACCCCCCCCUCCCCCUCACCUCAUAUUUCCUUAUAGGGGCAAAUACAUAUACCAGCAUUAUUAACUAAUGAAAGUGAUGUUUUGUUAGAAAACAUUUCUUGAUUUUGGAAAAGUGAUAGAUUCUACAAAUUAUGGUGAACACAAAUAUAUUACUAUUGUAUUUGUGACUUUGUCCCGGAGAAAUUACAAUUAUAGCCAUGCAGAAAAAGCUAUUUUCCAGUGAUUUUCCUACAGUUGUAAAAGGACUACUUUCUUGUUGUGAUAUCAUGUUUUAAUAUUGCUUUCAUGACGGAGCGGGGGGAGGGCACGGCUACGCAUGGGCUGAGUAUGUCUGCAUCUUAAUGAGUGAGUGUGUGACCAACUUGCAUAGUACUUCGGGCAUCCACAAGUGAAAAUGCGUCAUUCUUAUUUCAAAUUGCAUGAUGUGGUUCAUAUAUACUUUCAUGGUUGACUGAACAAGUAAGCAGUCAUAAAUAAUGCAGGCAAAAAUCAAGUGAAUCCCUUGAGACCUUCGUAUCCCUGGUUAAUGCGGCUAAAUCUGUCAAUACAGGAAAGGUGGGGCUCAUUGAAACUGAAAGAUACAGGUUUUUGAUUGGACCUUUCGUAUGACGGAGUAGAUUGCCAUGCCAACUGCGGUUUCUUGGAGUACCUGCUUUUUAGGAGCGCGCAAAUCAAGGAUUGGCAUAUUGUACCGUUUCUUUCUUCUAUCGAAAGCCGUUGCCUUUCCGAAAGAAGUUUCAAGCGCUUUAUACAGUAUUUUCCUGCCUGAAAUCUAACACUACAUCAACAUGGUAAGCAUGAAUCUACUGACUGAGAUUUUGCGGAGAUUUCGAAGACAUUCUAUUUAAUUACAUUGGAUUUCAAAGUAAUUUAUCACGUUCUUUCUCGAAGUUUCGAUUCGAUUCUUUGAACCAGUCAGUUCUUCGGGUUCCACCUUUCACUUCAUUUACUGUUUUUGAGUUUAACUUGAGACAUUUAACAUUUAAUUCUCCUCGAUGCUUCUUGUAACGUACAUAGCGUGAAUGUAUUUCUGUCCACGUUGGCCAAGCCGGAGUUCAGAUCGGUAACGCGUGCUGGGAGUUGUACUGUUUGGAACAUGGAAUUCAGCCUGAUGGCCAAAUGCCUAGCGACAAAACCAUCGGCGGAGGAGACGACUCCUUCAACACGUUUUUCAGCGAAACAGGAGCAGGAAAACACGUUCCCCGCGCUGUGUUCGUUGAUUUGGAACCAACCGUCGUCGGUAAGUUUACUAAUAUGUCUGAAGUGUUCCUCCUACAAGUUGCAAUUUCGCAGUUAUCAAACGUCGAAAAAAUUAUUUAGCAUUUUCAUUUUAUCAGAAGCGUCAUAUACAGUGCAUAAACUGUGGUAAAAGCGAAGCAUUCAAAGAUAUCCGCCCAAAUUACCUCCCGCCGAGGAGUUAAACGCGGCCCGAAUUAUUAAGUAUCAGAUUAGACUUGCCGUGUCUGUAUCCUCACUUAACUUUCUUCUUUGGAACUUCUGUUUCGCGUGCUCCUAUGUUUUAUUACUCUUGAUCCUAAAAACUGAGCCUUCUCUUGAGACGAAUAUUGAUUAGAACAGCGAGACGGAGAGUAUUGUGCUUGGCAACAACUGUAAACAGAGUGUACCAUGCCUCAUCAAAAGACACGAACAAAAGUUGAAAGAAAAUAGAUGUUAAGAUUCGUUGGUUAAAUUUUCCUUCCCAUGUAGGAAAACGUAUACAGAGAAAGUGAAAAUGUUGGCCUUGUUCGUCUGAAAUACGUUUAUGUUGAUGGAGUUGUCACUCGUCAGUCUGAUUUUGAAGAAGGGUAUAUUUCUACGAACACUGGCGGUGGUGGUGUUACAAGAUAAUUUAGGUAUUAACCGAGUUGAAAAUGCUAUUUGGUCACCGAAAAAAGUUGCUAAAGCUGACAUUUCGAGCGUUAGCCCUUCGUCAGAGCAAAUCAAAGGCGAACUAAAGGCUAUCAUUUGAAAGAUAAAUUUAAGAAACUUUUAAGAGUGGUCAAUUUACUUUAUCAACUCCACUGAUCAAACCCAAUGAUCAUGUCAAAGUUCUCACGAAGUAUUUGCUGUUUCAGAUGAAGUUCGUACUGGUACCUACAGACAGCUGUUUCACCCUGAACAGCUGAUCACUGGCAAAGAAGAUGCUGCUAACAACUAUGCUCGCGGUCACUACACUGUUGGGAAAGAAAUGAUUGAUCUUGUUCUGGACAGGAUUAGGAAGUUGGUAAGCCACCUAUGUCUCUUUCUCAAUCAAGUGGUGUCUGACAUGAUACUGUCUAAACUAGGGUACAAAAAUUAAACAGAUACCAAAUUUUCCUCUUUGAUAUAAAAUCCCAGAAUGUUAAAACAAAUAUUUAUGCUUUGAAUUCCCCCUUAGGCUGAUCAGUGUACUGGUUUGCAAGGUUUCCUUAUUUUCCAUUCCUUUGGUGGUGGUACUGGCUCUGGAUUUACUUCUCUGCUCAUGGAGCGUCUGUCAGUUGACUAUGGCAAGAAAUCCAAGCUGGAAUUUUCUAUCUACCCAGCACCACAAAUUGCUACAGCUGUUGUAGAGCCCUACAACUCUAUCCUGACAACUCACACCACUUUGGAGCACUCUGACUGUGCCUUCAUGGUUGACAAUGAAGCCAUCUAUGACAUCUGUCGCCGCAACCUGGAUAUUGAGAGACCCACUUACACCAACCUGAACAGACUGAUUGGUCAGAUUGUGUCGUCAAUCACUGCUUCACUGCGCUUUGAUGGUGCCUUGAAUGUUGAUUUGACUGAGUUUCAGGUAUUUAUUAGAUGAAGAGUACUUUUUAAACUUGGUGAAUCAGCAUACUUCUGAUGCAAGUUGAAGAAUUUUUUUCUAGUAGAUAACCAGUUUGCUCUUGUGUUUGUAGACCAACUUGGUACCAUACCCCCGUAUCCACUUUCCUCUGGCCACCUAUGCCCCAGUGAUCUCAGCAGAGAAAGCUUAUCAUGAGCAGUUGAGUGUUGCUGAAAUCACAAACGCCUGCUUUGAGCCAGCUAAUCAGAUGGUUAAAUGUGACCCACGUCAUGGGAAAUACAUGGCCUGUUGUUUGCUGUACCGUGGUGAUGUGGUACCCAAAGAUGUAAAUGCUGCCAUUGCAACAAUCAAGACCAAGAGGACCAUUCAGUUUGUGGACUGGUGUCCAACUGGCUUCAAGGUUUGUAAUUUGGAUAAGAAAGCUAUUUUAGAUGUUCCCAAAAAUUAAGUCAAAUUUAUGGCUUGUCAGAAUUUUAACUUUAGAGAAGUUGUACAUAUAUUGAAAACUUUUGAAUUACUUUUUUAGGUUGGCAUUAACUAUCAGCCUCCCACAGUUGUUCCUGGUGGUGACCUGGCCAAAGUUCAGCGUGCUGUUUGUAUGUUGAGUAAUACCACAGCUAUCGCAGAGGCCUGGGCCCGUCUGGAUCAUAAGUUUGAUCUGAUGUAUGCCAAACGUGCAUUUGUCCACUGGUAUGUGGGUGAGGGUAUGGAGGAAGGAGAGUUCUCUGAGGCACGUGAAGAUUUGGCUGCAUUGGAGAAGGACUACGAGGAAGUUGGAGUGGAUUCUGUUGAUGCAGAAGGGGAGGAAGAAGGAGAGGAAUACUAG
Pocillopora meandrina is the source of this 8276-nucleotide messenger RNA. The record is from the annotation of a GenBank genome assembly. Lineage: Eukaryota; Metazoa; Cnidaria; Anthozoa; Scleractinia; Pocilloporidae.